This is a messenger RNA of Aphidius gifuensis, 1539 nucleotides long. RefSeq lists its product as uncharacterized. Gene Ontology annotation, cellular component: nuclear pore; cytoplasm. NCBI's taxonomy places the organism in Eukaryota, Metazoa, Arthropoda, Insecta, Hymenoptera, Braconidae. The record is from RefSeq and is a predicted model, not a curated record. Bases 45 to 1379 code for a protein of 444 amino acids. Gene Ontology annotation, molecular function: GTPase activator activity. Gene Ontology annotation, biological process: protein export from nucleus. The transcript is spliced from 5 exons.
GUUUCCUUCUCUCAAUUCUCAAUUCUCAUUUGGACACAUAAAAAAUGGCGGACUGCACGGAGAGUAAGGAAGAUUCAAAUGCUCCCCGUUUACCAGCCGUUAUGGAGCUUGAUGCAGUUGAUGAAUCAAGUGAAAACUCAGCAAAUGAUGAUCUUGAGGAUCAAUCUUGUGAAGAAAAUAGUCGACCAAAAGUAAUGCACCUCCGUAAAUUUUAUGAAGGUUCAAAUUCAAUAAAAAUGUCAAGUUUUCCACCAUCAAUACUUCGUCCAUCACAACUUGGUGGUUUUUCAUUCAAUACAUCAAAUUCAACAACAACACCAAGCACAUCUGGUCCACUUGAAAAAAAAACAAAUCAAAAUGAUAGUGAUGAAAAUAAUGAGGACAUUAAUAAUGACAAUGAUAAAAAUACAAAAAAUGAUGAAAAAAAUAAUAAAAAUGAAGAUGAUGAAAAUUCAGAUGAUAAAAAAUUAACACCAUUAAAGUUUUUACCAUUAUUAUCAAAUGUUAAAGAGCAUGAUAAUAAUACAAAUAAUUCCAUGACUAGUAAAACAUCAGUAUCUGGUUUUGUAUUUGGACAAAAUUUUAAUGAACGUGCAACAGUUGCUAAAAAUGAUAAAAAUGAUGAUCAUAAUAAUGAUAGUGAUGUUAAAAAAAAUAGUGAUGAUGCUGAUGAUAAUAAUACAAUUAAAAAUAAUAUUAUUGAUAAUGAUAAAGUUGUUGAUAAUGAUGAUGAUGAUAAUAAUGAUGCUGAUGGUGGUGAUGGUAGUAGUGGUGGUGGUAAUAGUGCUGGUGAUGAUGAUAAAAAUAAAGAUAAAGAUGAAAAUAAUGAUGAAAAAAAAGUUAAUGAAAAUGGUGGAUUAUUUUCGACAGCAGCAACUGCAUUACGUACAACAAGUAGACCUGGUAUAACAUUAUCACAAGCUGCACAAGAAGUUGAAGAAGCAAAUCGUGCUAAUAAACGUAAAUAUAAUGAAGUUGCAUUAAAAACUGGUGAAGAAGAUGAAAUUAAUGUAUUACAAAUUAAUAAUGCUAUAUUAUUUACAUUUGACAAGGAAACAAAAGGAUGGAAAGAGAGAGGAAGAGGUCCAUUAAGAUUAAAUGAUCGUGAUGAAGAAUCUCGUCUUAUUGGACGUAUAAGUGGUACACAAAGAUUAAUGCUUAAUACCAAGAUUUGGCCAGGUAUGACUGCUGAACUUCCUGGAGCAAAAUCAUUAAGAAUAACUGCAAUGGAUAUACCUGAUGAUAAAGUAUCUGGUGAUAUAAGAAUAUUUCUUGUUCAAGCAGCACCAAAAGAGGUAGAUGAACUACAUGAAUUAUUGAUUCAACGAAUUCAACGUGCUAAGGAACGUCAACCAAAAAAAAUUGCAACUGGUGUGUGACGUAUAAUUAUUCAAUGAUUAUAUUGUUUAUCAAGUGUCAUUCAAAAUAUUCAAUGACAAAAUAUUAUAUUUUAUUAUUUUUUUUCUUGUUUUUUUUUUUCUUUUUUUUCUUUUUUUAUCAUUGAAAAUGUCAAUUGUCUUUGAACAAUUUGACUAGCAG